CGUUGUUCAGAAGCCAAGAAACCAAAUGUCCGUCCGUCCACUCUGGCCAGUCAGUCACUUCCCGUCUCACGGGAACUCACACACACGGGGACGCCUCCAUCCGUCCGUCCGUCCGUCCGUCCGUCCGUCCAAGCUAGCCUGCCUAUCUCAUUGAUUGCAUCCCUGCCUGCAUGUGAUGUAGGUCUUUUCGACUGACUGACUGACUCGCCUGCCAGCCAACAGCAUGCCAUGCACACACAGACACAUGGCAUGGAUGGAUGCAAUCAAGGAAGGCCCUCCUGCUAAGCCAACUAGCCAGGCCCUCCUCCCCCUCUUCCCCGGUCGCCUCCUCUAUCUCUCCCCCUCCCACCCCCACCCCCACCACGUCCUCUCCCUCCCCUCCGGUGCGGCUGUGGAGACCCCCUCCCACCUCGACCACCUCGACUACGUCGGCCGCCACGACCUCGGUGGUAAUGAGGCUGUUGGGGGUGCUGGGGGUGUUGUGGGUGGUCUUCGCCUAUGUACUGAUCGUAGGAUGGUUCGCGUGGGCGCCUGCGGGAUGCCUGUUGCUGUUGGGGAGGUUGGGGGUGGGGCUGAUCGGGUGGCGGGAUGCCUGGAAUCCGCGGGUGAGUGCCAAACUGGAGGUCCAGCGAUGACGGGAAGGGGGGCGCUGCAGCUGCCGCAGCAGCAGCAGCAGCUGCUGCUGCUGGGACGGGCGGGGGCGGCGGUGUGAUUGGCUCUGGUUUCGGCUUGGGCGGCUCCGAUGCACCUGCAGAAAGAGACAGAGGGAGAGAGAGGGAGAGGGUGUCUGUCGUGUCUGUGUUUGCUGUGUGUGCUGACUGACCGUCAAGAGCCCUGAUGAGUAUGUGUAUAUCGCUGUCAGGGCUGUCAGCCUGGAAGGGCCACCGCACCUCCAGCUCCCCCUCGUCGACAUCGUACGCCACCACACCACCCUCACCCCCUGUGCCAAUCAUCCACUUCCGCGAAUUGGCAUUCGCCUCCUCCCUCUUGAUCAAGACACCACCCACACUCCUUCCCUGAAUUUGCUGCGGAUCCACCUCGAUCACGUGUGCUGCCCGCCCCCUGUCGGCCAUCUGCUGCAUAGAGACCUGCCAGAGGACGGUGAAGUGCUCCGUCUUGACCUGGAAGCGACGCUUGAACCAUAGCGCGUGGAAGGGGAGGCUGGCGAGCACCUGCUCCUCUGUGCCAGGGGGGUUCUCCCCCGAUAGAGGGGCCUCGUCAGCCGUCGCACGGUACAGCCGCCCCACGGUGUUUGCUUCUUCACCGCCCUGCUCCGCCUUCACCCCUCCGUCUGUCUUGACGCUGCCGAAUAUGGCCCGCUGCUUGAAGGCGUCCGUGUGUGUGGCAAGGAUCCGGUAGAGCCGCUUCUUGCCUCUGAUGGCGCCCUGUGAGGGCGCAUACUGGACGAGCAGCCCGGAGAAGGGCAGCGGGGUGGGGAGUGGCAGCUCGGUGGGCGGCUUCAGGUUGGCAGUCAUACGGGCGGACUCGUGUACCGCCAUGGCAAGCACGCCGUCGUGGUGGUUAGAGGUGGCGUGGAUGUGUGGGUGGGAUUGGGCGCCUUUGGACGACUGCAGAGACACACACGAGGACAUUUGUGUGUUUUUGUGGAUGGAUGGAUGUGUCCACCGACCUCUGAUAGGGCGCUCAUGCCAGCAGGUGUUGAUGGAGGGCCGUCGGUGCACUCCUCGAUCUUCUCCAGGCCGUUCUCAUUGUCAACCUCCAUCUUGACCACACCACCACCACCACCACCCUCCCCGCCCUUCUCUGCUUUGCCUUGCUCCUGCUCCUGCUCCUUCUUGUGGCGGACGGUGUGUGGGUGUCCGCUCAGAACUUGCUGGUAGAGCUGCGACGACAGCUCCAUCGGGAUGGUUCGCUUGCGGUGGGUGGGGACAUUGAUGGUCUGGCCGUUAGCGGGCAUCCUCACCUGCACAUAAAGAGAGACAGACAGGAACGGGCGGGCGAGUGGUGAUGGUAUGUAUGGUUAGUUGUCAGUCAUGGUCGCCUGCGCACGUCUCUCUUGAGGUCGGCUUCGAGCUUCUGUUUGAGAUGCAGCAUGUUGCUGGCCUCGCCAUGCACCAGCACAACGCUGCGGGGGUCCACCUAGACACACACACAAAGACACGGACAGACAUCUGUGUGUGUGUGUGGGUGUAGGAGCCCAUCCACGACCGCCUGCUCAGGUCACCUGUGUGAUGAGCUGCUGGAUGCCCCUGCAGUCCGCGUGCGCCGAGAAGGAGAGGUACCGGACCUUCAUGUUGACCACCACGCUCCUAUCGGCGAUCUUGACCUGUUUGGCACCAUUGCUGCACACACAGGGGCCGAAAGAGAGGGAGAGACCAUCCAUCCAUCCAUUGUGUGUUUGUGGCAUACACACGUACAUGACUUGGUUGCCGACGGUGCCUGGGGUGCAGUAUCCCGGCACGAGCAGCAGAUUGCGCUCGUCGGGCGCCCACUUCUCAAAUAUGGCCAGCGACAGACCCUGUUUGCACCACACAUGGAUGGAUGAGUGGAUGGUCAUCCAUAUCAUUCCUGUGUGUUUGUGCGCAUUGCUGACUGACUCACCGCGUGUAGCAUUCCGGGUGUGGCGAAGAGCACACAGGGGUAGUCGGCGCCCGCAACCUACACCCCCCACGCACAUGUGACACACAUGGAUGGAUGAAUGGAUAGAUGGAUGCGGCAUUCAUCAUUCCGUCAUUCAUUGUGUCAUUCAUUGUGUGAGGGUGGUCACGUACCUCCGGUUUGUAGGGUGUGAUGUGUGGGUAGUCGAACAUGUUGCUCGACAUCGGGACGUUCUCGUCGUCGUCGUCCUCGGCAUCGCUCUCACCCUCAGGCGAGCCACGCACGUUGCCUUGAAACACACACACACACACACACACAACACACACAUAUGGACAGACAUAUACACAGAUGGUCACCUACCUUCGGCCAUCUGUGCCAUUUGUGCCGCCUGCGCCUUGCCGCACUCGGGGGACGCACCCGCACCUACACACACACGUGGAUGGAUGGAUGGAUGGACAUCCAUACAGACCUGCGACGGUGGUGUUGGCGCUGAGGGCGGCCGGGGUGACCCGAACGGUCGUCCAGUUGGCGAACUGGCACACACAAAACACAGCACAGCACAGCACAGCAUCCCUCUGUCUCUGUGUGGGCGGCGUAGCGUGUGUGGCAAGACGGGCAACGUACGAGUCUGUAGUAGUGGUUGGCAGUGGUCGACAGCUGCCCGGCAAAGUAGAUGGGAUGUGUCAGCUCUGACGGAUUGCAAAUGCAGACACAGUUCUCUCUCUCCCUCCCUCCCUCCCUCUCUGCGUCACUUACGGUUUCUCUGCCAGUAUUGCUCCAGGAUGAGGCACAGCUCCUGCGCCCGGCCAAUCGCAAACACUGGAAUCAGCACCUGGUGACGUGCACACACACACACAGAGAGAGAGAGAGAGAUCGUAUCCAUGGCAUAUGCACACGUGUGUGCAGGCAGUGAGUACCUACCUUCCCGCCGCCAUCGAGCGUCUCCCGCACAAUCUUGCACAUCUCCGUCUCGCUCUUCUUUUUGCUCGCGUGGAAAUGCGCGCCAUACGUACCUUAACACCCCACCCCAACACACACACACACAUGCACAUCUUCGUCUAUCCAUUUGUUUAUCCAUGGGGAUGGCUGGCUGGAUGCCCACUCACUCUCCGAUAUGACGACAUCGGGGUUGAGUCGGGGCACCCUUGCCGGGCCCAGGUGCCUGUCGGGGGUCAUGCUGUAGUCGCCCGUGUACACCACAGACUCGCCGCCAUACUGACAGACACACAGACAAACAGACAGACAGACAGACAGACACUCAUACACACACAAAGACAAGAAGAUGGGCAUGUUUGUGUGUGUUUGUGUGUGGUGUGCGGGUCCCUCCCACCUCCACAUGGAACAAGGCCGCCCCCAGCACGUGUCCGGCGUAGUAGGGCGUGACGCGUAUGCCGCACGGCAGGGUGGCCGUCUCGUGCACCAUCAGCGCACGCACCUUCUCUAUCGCCCUCUCAACCUAUACACACACACACACACACAGAGAGAGAGAGAGGGGAGGAGUUUGUGUGUGUGUGUGUGUGUGUGUGUACCAUUUCCAGCUCGUAGAUGGCUUCCCCGUCGUAUGAGAUGCGUGUGCUGAGGUUGACCAUGUCGCGCAGCAGCACGGGACACAGCGCCUUGGUCGGAUACGUCAUGAAGAUGGGACCGGAGUAGCUGACAACAUAAGACACACACCACGCCACACACCACGCCACACCACCACACACCUUCGUGUGCCGUGUGGAUUGCACACAGGGAAGGAAAUCAAGGCUCGCUCACUUGUAGGUCUCGGUCAGCUUGGGCAGCGCCCCGCAGUGGUCCAGGUGGAAGUGGGUCACAAUCACCGCAUCUAAAAUGGACGUCAGGUCAGGCCUGCACAUACAUACACACACACACACAGGUAUGCUCCUCCCUCUCCCCUGUCUGUGUGCCUCUCUGCGCAUAGCAAACGCACCGUUUCCCGUCGCUGCUGCCGGUGGCCAUGGCCAUGGGCAUGCCCGGUAUCUGGUCGAAGUUCGGGAACUUCUCCUCUUUCGACCGUGCGCCCAGCAUCACGCCGCAGUCAAACAUCACGCGACGGGGCGGAGAGUGGCCUGUGUUGUUCGUUGCACACACGCAGAGAGAAUCACAUCACACGAAUGAAUGGAUCUGUGCAGUCGGGGCGGAGAUCUGUCUGUCUGCAUACGCACCCAGAGUGACGACGACGCAGGAGCGCCCGACCGCCUGGCCGGCGCCCAACACCUUGAUCUCAAUCCCCAUCUCAACUCACCAUCAACUCAGCUCACCAUUGAUAUACC
This is a messenger RNA of Vitrella brassicaformis, 4835 nucleotides long. The record is from the annotation of a GenBank genome assembly. NCBI's taxonomy places the organism in Eukaryota, Vitrellaceae.